This is a messenger RNA of Salvia miltiorrhiza (redroot sage), 1234 nucleotides long. Its product is annotated as F-box/LRR-repeat protein At3g59200-like. Gene Ontology annotation, molecular function: protein binding. NCBI's taxonomy places the organism in Eukaryota, Viridiplantae, Streptophyta, Magnoliopsida, Lamiales, Lamiaceae. The record is from RefSeq and is a predicted model, not a curated record. The transcript has a single exon. The coding region runs from base 29 to 1234 and encodes 401 amino acids.
CCAUCCAAAUUUUGAAGGCUUUCAUCACAUGGGGAAUAUUGAUCACAGCAAAAUCACCCUAAAAAACCAUCCAAAAUUUGGAGGUUUUCAUCACAUGGGGAAUGAUGACAGCAAAAUCGCGGCAGAUGGCGAAUCCGGCAAACUUCCAGAAGAAAUCACGGCGAAUGAUCACAGCAAAACUGCUGCAGAUGCAGAUGGCGAAUCCGACAAGCUUCCACAAGAAAUCAUUCAGCACAUACAAUCUCUUCUGCUUGAAAAAGAAGCUGCUCGAACCUCUCUCCUAUCCAAGUCCUGGCACGGCGCGUGGACCACGCGCCCCAACCUCAGUUUCGAUCAAUCCAAGUUCCGGAAUUGCGUGGAUGAGUUCCCCAUAUUCACGAAGAAGACCAUGCAGAGGUGUCAAGACUUGAACCUAAAUAUUAAGAGUUUCAAGCUGACGAUAUCCAGUAAGAAGAAGACUAUGCAGAGCUCCAAGCCAAGGAUUGAAAAAGGUAACGACGAUUCUGAACUAGCUAGAGAAUUGAUUUUGAGAGCGAUCAAACUGGGGGCUACUGAUCUCACCAUUGAGCUUCCAUUCUCGGAGGCUCGUAGGUUUUUUGUUCUACCAGAUGAGGUGCUCGAAUCCAAAACCCUAGUUAGAUUAUCCGUUUCGGGGCUCUUGAUUGAUCUGGAGAGGAGGAAUAAAGCAGUAGCUUGUCCCAAUCUGAAACACCUUUGGUUAUCCCAUUCGAGUGUAAAAGGUGAUUUAGUUAGGGAUUUGAUUUCGAGAUGCCCAGGCAUUGAGGUAUUAACACUUACUCACACGAGGUUGUUUGGAGAAGAGAGAAGAAGAAGAUGGAGUCCCUCUCAUGACCAGUUUCGUAAUCUCAAGCGUUUGCGUUUGAUUGGUUUGGGUGUUGAACUGCAUCAUUGUGAUGAGCUGUGGAACAAGUCUCCUUCCCUCAAAGUGUUGGUGAUUUGGGAUUACAGCUCCGAUCACGUGAGAAUUUGCAGCCCAUCGCUUGAGCGCAUAACCUUACGCUUAUUCUGUAGCAGAAGAAUCUGGGACGGAAUCUGGAAUGGGGAGUUUGAUGUUCCAAAUAUUCAAAAUUUUAAGAUUACUGCUGGUUGUGAUUUUUUUGCGCCGCUCCUCAAAAUCAAAAGCUGUGGUAUGGAAUGGGAGAUCAAAGGCACUGAUAUCUUGAAAACGCACAAACUAUCUAGAUUUUCUCUUCAGAUGCAAGGUGAUAGGUGA